Morchella importuna is the source of this 279-nucleotide messenger RNA. RefSeq lists its product as uncharacterized. The transcript has 2 exons. Bases 1 to 279 code for a protein of 92 amino acids. The record is from RefSeq and is a predicted model, not a curated record. NCBI's taxonomy places the organism in Eukaryota, Fungi, Ascomycota, Pezizomycetes, Pezizales, Morchellaceae.
AUGCAUAUGACGAAGCAUCUCGCCAUCGAGCUCGCCCCCCGCCGCAUCCUAUGCAAUGCCAUCGCGCCAGGCUUCUUCCCAAGCAAGAUGGCAAACGGCUUCAUCUCAAAGUCCGGCGGCGUGGAGGGACUCGGGAAAGAGAACCCGACAGGCAGGCUCGGGAAAGCCGAAGACAUUGUUGGCUGCGUGGUGUUCCUCUGCUCAAACGCUGCCAGCCACGUUAACGGCGCCAUCAUCCCAAUUGAUGGCGGAAAGCACCUGGCGCAGAGCAGACUAUGA